UAAAUGGAUUGUGUGGUACUAUAACCUGGUCACACUGCUGUGUACAAAACGUGUUGCGGCAAUAUUUACCAAAAUAGCUGAAAGAUGGUUGAACUAGAUGGCUACACAGUGGUUCCCCUGCGGACGGCACCCGACGCCCAACAUUGCCAUAGCAUAUACAUGCGGGAGCACUUCAUUCGCCUGAUGGACCCCAACAAACCAAAGGGCCGCACGCUAUUCCUCCUAAACGUACCACCCUAUGUGACCGAGAAAAGCCUUAAGACGUUCUUCAGCCAGUUGGGGACCAUCGAAGCCGUAGAGUUUGCCGCCAAACCCGGCAAGGAGGAGACUAUAAAAUGGUAUGAGCACGCCCAUGAACCUUUCUCCAACGCACAGCCGCCCUUCGUCUUCAAGGUGGCUUACGUGGUGUUCGAGAAGAGCAGCAGCAUUGGCAAGGCGCUGGCCUUGAAAAGCAUUGACCUAUUCAACAGUAGCGGCGAGUGCACCAUCAAAACUGGCAUGGAGCUCUGGCACGAGGACUACGAAAAACGCUUCCUGCUUAACGCCGAAAAAACAAAGGGGCAGAUUCGCAAGUACAUGAUCGCGUACGACAAAAGAGAACGGGCGGCAGCAGAAGCGGCCAAAAACAGUGAGGCCGAUGCCGACGGGUGGGUGACCGUCGGAAAGGAUGGCCGAAACGCCGGCUUCGAGCAGAAGGAGUCUGUGAUCAAUCGAGUGGAACGCAAAUUGGCGUCGGACAAGAAGACCAAGGAGCUGAAAAACUUCUACACCUUCCAAAUACGUGAGAGUAAGAUGCAGAAUAUCGUCGAGAUGCGCAAGAAGUUCGAGGAGGACAAGCGCAAGAUCGAGCUGCUGAAGCAGUCGCGUCGCUUCAAACCAUUUUAGACCAUACUCUUAGGAUUAAAUCGAAUAAAACUUCUUUAUGAUACACUCACGAAA
Molecule: messenger RNA, 939 nt
Organism: Drosophila bipectinata
Lineage: Eukaryota; Metazoa; Arthropoda; Insecta; Diptera; Drosophilidae
Product: ribosomal RNA-processing protein 7 homolog A
Biological process (GO): rRNA processing; ribosomal small subunit assembly
Cellular component (GO): CURI complex; UTP-C complex
Molecular function (GO): RNA binding
Source: RefSeq, a predicted model, not a curated record